Messenger RNA from Pelobates fuscus (common spadefoot toad), 1260 nucleotides. Its product is annotated as cytochrome c oxidase assembly protein COX18, mitochondrial. The record is from RefSeq and is a predicted model, not a curated record. Gene Ontology annotation, biological process: mitochondrial respiratory chain complex IV assembly; protein insertion into mitochondrial inner membrane from matrix. Lineage: Eukaryota; Metazoa; Chordata; Amphibia; Anura; Pelobatidae. Gene Ontology annotation, cellular component: mitochondrial inner membrane. The transcript has 7 exons. Bases 80 to 1228 code for a protein of 382 amino acids. Gene Ontology annotation, molecular function: membrane insertase activity.
UGUACCCGACACUGCCCUCUGGAGGGAGCCUGGGUGGUUGGUGCAGGCGGCUUUUGUCGGACAUUCCCUGGAUUUUAAGAUGGCGAUAUGCCGAUGUGUUACAAACAGGGCUGUCUGGUUCAAAAGCUUUACAAUACAUUUGUGCUAUAAGCCGAUUCAUGUUCAUUAUCUACAUACAAGGGUUUGUGGAAGCCCUUCUCUCAAAAGCUAUAAUUUAGGUUUGAAUCGGCACAAACCAUUUACAUCUGCUAUAAAGUCUCAUGCUUCUUCCAGAAGUUCCUUCUUCGGACACAGUUUGUCAUGGCUUCAACAGAGCAGGAGUAUAGUGUUGUCAGCCCCACUAUCCUCUACCUCCCCUGGGAAUCCAAAUAGUGGACAUGGCCUAUAUGAAGUCUUGGCAGAUUCUGCCCCUGUUCACCUAGCAGAAAAUGUUUUGGUUACCCUCCAGGAAGCUACAGGACUGCCAUGGUGGGCAAACAUUAUCUGUGCUACUAUAGCACUCAGAACAGUAGUCACUCUCCCAUUGUCUGUAUACCAGAUGCACAUAUUGGCCAAGGUGGAAAAGUUGCAACCUGAGAUAGAACAGUUAACGAGACGUUUACGUUAUGAGGUUUCAGUUUACGGCAAACAACAUGGUUGGAAUGAUAAAGUUGCUAAAUUUCAUUUUACCAAAAACUUAAGAAGAAUUAUCUCAGAUCUCUAUGUUAGAGAUAAUUGUCAUCCUUUCAAGGCCAGUCUGAUAAUAUGGAUCCAGAUCCCUAUGUGGUUAUUUGUUUCUCUUGCUCUGAGAAAGAUCAGCUUUUGUACAUCAGCUUCAAGUGGAGGAGAAGCACUUCAUAGACAACUAGAAGAAGGAGGAGCUCUCUGGUUUCCUGAUCUUACUCUUCCAGAUUCCACAUGGAUUCUUCCAGUUUCCUUGGGACUUGUUAAUUUGUUGAAUUUGGAGAUUUUUGCUCUACGAAAAAUCAACCUGUCUAAGUUCCAGAAAAUAUUGACCAAUUUUAUUCGCAUAAUAUGCAUUUUAAUGGUCCCAGUUGCUGCCAGUGUUCCUUCUUCCAUGGCACUGUACUGGUUCUCCUCUAGUUGCGUAGGCUUGACACACAAUCUUCUACUCCGAUCCCCAACUCUCCGGCGGAUUUUCAAAAUUCCAAAAUUGAAGUCAGAUUCUGACACUCCCUACAAGGACAUACUGUCUGCAUUUGUUAGCAAAUACCUUCAAAAGAAAUGAUAUAUUUUAUCAUUAAUACAUUUAAAAAUAAA